Molecule: messenger RNA, 3159 nt
Organism: Guillardia theta CCMP2712
Lineage: Eukaryota; Cryptophyceae; Pyrenomonadales; Geminigeraceae
Exons: 18
Coding region: 1-3159 (1052 amino acids)
Biological process (GO): mismatch repair
Cellular component (GO): nucleus
Molecular function (GO): ATP-dependent DNA damage sensor activity; mismatched DNA binding; ATP binding
Source: RefSeq, a predicted model, not a curated record
AUGCUGGGGGUUGACCGCCCUUCGGCUAGGGGCAUGCUCCCUCUGAUCAACUCUAAGUAUCCACUUGGUGUCGAUCCAAACAUCAAGGGGGUUUCAGAGUCCAAGGACUCUCUCUUCGAAUUCUACAAGAAGGUUCGGCGCCAGCAUCCGAGGAAAGUUCUGUUAGUGCGAGUAGGAGAGUUCUAUGAAGCCUUCGGCUACUGUGCCGUCCUGCUCGUGCAGCAUGCGGGACUGAACCCGAUGGGUAGCCGACUACCGCGGGCAGGAUGCCCUGUGGUCAACAUUCGUAGGACGCUGCAGGACCUGGUGGACGCGGGGCAUUCAGUAGUUGUGUGCGAGGAAAUGCCUGUGCUGCCGGGGGCCAAGGGGAAGAAGAAAUCAAGGUUCAUCGCUGGCAUCGUGACCCCAGCAUCUCCCAUCUACGUGCACGGCAUGUCGCUCGAGCGCGAUAACGACGCGGGGUCGAGGUGCUCGGAUCUGCCGCCCAUCAUUGGGCUGGCAGCAACGACAAGAGGAAUCAUCCUCUACACCAUCUCGCUAGACACUAGAUCAGUGAAGGUGAUGGAAGGGAUGACAGAGGAGUCAGUCAUGGCAAGGCUUGCAGCAGGAGGUUGCUCUCCUCCUCUCUACCUCCACAACAAGAUCAGGAAGGUUCGCGUCUGCUCAGGGGGCCGAGCGGUCAUGAACGUUGCUGUGAUCCCAGAACGUUGUCGAGAGCCUCCAGCAGCAAUCAGAUCACGCGCAUCGCAAUCGAUGACAUUGCUCAGACCGGGAACGUUCCUUCGUGCUAUCCUCGAUGCGAUCCGAGUUGACAUGUCGUUGGCGGCCGCGGAAAAUUUCACCAUUCUCAGUGAAAAGAGCACGGGAAGACCAAGGCCCCUGUACUUGACGACUGCAAGACAGAUUGGGAUCCUUCACAACGACGCUGUUCCCUCCCUCGUCGAUGCCAUCGUGACCAAAGACUCUGCUGCAGAGCAUCUGAUCCGAUCCUUCUUCCAACGAUGCUUGCUGCACCCCCUUCCGACCGACGUCGCCGAUGCCGUCUCGGACGCUCUCACUCACCUCAACCAGACUUCUUCUCUCCUUCACUCUCUCCCCCGCUUCCCCGUCAUGUCAACGUCUCGGAUCGCUCGCUACAUCUUGGCGUGCGAGGCGAACAACAUGAUCUUCGAGGACAUUUCCCGCGUGUUCAGCACCACUGCUUCCUCUCUCCGCUCGCCGCAGCUCGUCGACUUCAGCGUCUGCGUGCUGAAAGGAGAAAAAGUGAGGGGGGCAGUGGCUGAUGAUUUCCAAGGGAACGUGGAAGUGGAGCCUUUGCUGAAGGCAGCGGAUCAAGUGAUUGAAGAAAUCAAAGAAACCAUCAUCUUCUCAGAUCGACACGCUGGGAGCGAGCAGCGAAAGCUGGAGGACGAGGAGGGUCUCAUCGAGGACAGCCCGGGCUGGACCCGCCUGCUGGACUUCUUCUCCUGCAACGAGCAGUUUGCUGGGAAGGUCAAAUUCGAGCGAGCUGAGAAACCAUUCCAGCUGGUGGACGACGCCAAGGAUCGCGUCAUCCGCUGUUUCUCCGAGGAGCUCGUGCCGGUCUGGGGGGCCCUGGUGGAGAACUCGCGGGGGGAGUCGAAGAAGGCGAGGAAGGUGACCCUGGAUCAUGAUGUGGUAAACAACGACCUCUACAUCCGUGGCAUCUCCCUGGAGCGAGCUGAGAAGUUGCUUCCUCCGGGCCAAGCCUCUCUCCUCGUCGUCCCUCGAGACAGGAACGGCCGACUUCUCCACGACUGUGUGAGCUCACGAGGCUCGGCCGAGGCGAUCGCUGCAUACAAGGAAGCAUGCGAGCAUGCGACUGCGGCGGUGCGAGAGGUCCUGCGAACUCUGUCCUCGUUCGUGGGAGACCGGAUGCCGUUCCUGAUCAACUCAGUCGCCUUCUGCACCAUCGCCAAGGCUCUGGUCGCGCACUACGCGGAGGCCAGCAGGAAGAGCUGGUGCUUCCCCGAUCGGGUCAAGAGCCAAGAGGGGCAGGUGGGGGAGGACACGCUGAACAUAGGAGGGCUGAUCCCCUACUGGAUGGACCCACAGAAACCAGUGAUAGUAGCCAACGACAUCAAGCUCUCCGGCAUGAUCGUUCUCACUGGGCCCAACACUGCCGGCAAGUCGACCAUCAUGCGCUCCGUCUGCGCCGUCUCCCUCCUUGGCAACUGCGGGUUGAUGGUGCCCGCCACCAUUGCGCAGGUCCCCGUGCAGGACAGCUACUUCCUGCGAGCCGCCUCCUUCGACUCGCCGGCCGAGGGGCUGUCAGCCUUCGCCAUGGAGAUGCUGGACACAGCGACGAUACUGCGAGAUGCGACGAGCAAGACGCUGGUGCUGGUGGACGAGCUGGGGCGAGGCACGGAGACACGUGCGGGAGCAGCGAUAGCUGGAGCCGUGCUGGAGGAGCUGCUGGCUAGGAGAUGUCGCGGAAUCUUCACGACGCACCUGCACGAGAUGUUUGACCUGCCGCUCGAGAUCAUAGGUCAGGCGAGGUUUCAGCAGAUGGAAGUGAAGAUGAAGAAGAACGGCGCCUGGGACCCAACAUGGCGGCUGGUGGCUGGCCGAUGCGUCGACAGCCUGGCAGUGCAUGCAGCAGAGAAGUGCGGGAUACCCGGCAUGCUCAUUCGACGCGCCAAGACUCUGGUGAAGUGGCAGAAUCGCGUGUCAAAGAGGAGCGUGCAAGGGGAGCAGGCGGGGCUGGAGGAGGAGGAGGGAGCCGCUGCAGAGAAUCAGCGCAGCUUGGAGGAAGCGAUCGCGGUGCUGAGGAACUUGAUCCAGAAGCAGCAGGGGGGGGCGAAGGAUGUGGAGGUCACGAUCAUUGACGAGAGCUCUGAACCUCAUCCUAAUGCGCAAGGGAGCUCGCAUGUUUACCUGGCCCGGACCAGCCUUGGCUUCUUCUAUGUGGGAGAGACCGACGACAUCCGCACCCGCAUUCAGGUGCUCUUCCUCCUUGACCCCUCUCGUGCUGCCACUGGCAGGACAUGGCAGAACGUGUCCUCCUCCUCCUCCUCCUCCUCCUCCUCCUCCUCCUCCUCCUCCUCCUCCUCCUCCUCCUCCUCCUCCUCCUCCUCCUCCUUCCUCGCUCUCGCCCAAUCUUUGUUACGUCUCCCUCUGCCUCCUUUCCGUCAUUCUUGA